CCUUGCCAACGGCUCCAACUCGUGGUGGUUGGUGCCCGUGAUGAUGCUCGGCGCAUGCGCAGGCCUCGUCUUGCUCGCUGUCGCCGCUCUGGGCACCACGUACACCUACCGCUCCGUGAUCGCUCGCAUCGCUGCGGCGGAAAAAGCAGCGAGCCAACAUAUCGCGGACCUCGGCAACCGGACCGUACUCUUGACGGAAGAUGACGGCCAAGCCGUCGCCCUCCUGUCAGGCGUUCCCGAGUACAGCGACGACCGAGACGACGUGGCCGACGACGGCGUCAACGGACCGAGACCCCGGCUCUGGUGCUUCCUGCGGCGACUGGACCCGCCGCUAGCUUCGGCUUCGUCCACCGGGGGGCGCCAGGCCACCGCCAGGACGCGGUCGAGCGCCGCCCCCAGGGGUCUGUGUUCGGCGCUCGUCUACCAGGGGGUCCGGGUCGUCUGGAGGGACGCCGAGGCCAGCAUCGACGUCGCACAACCCUCCAACGAGGACGACCUCCGGAGACUGGCGGCCCGGCGGGACGUCGACCCUCUGCUCGAAGUCUACGUUCACGUGGCCAGCGACCAGCAACCAGUGUCCGACUCGGCAUCUUCCGUCACCGCGGCGGCAGGCGCAGGCUCUCCACCGUCGCCCUCGCCCGCUCCUACGUCACAAGCGGGUUCCGCGCCUCCCCGGUCGGCCGCUGCGACCAAGGAGGCGCUGCGAUCGCUCCUGCGCUCCCCGCAGGGCACCACCGAGGUGUUCGCCAUGCGCACCGCCCGCUGGCUGGUCGUGCACCACCUGGACGGUUUGGUCGUCGAGCUUGGCAGCGCCGUCAGCGGCGUUGCCACCGAACUCAUCACGCGCCUCGCAGAGAUGUGCCAGCGGCAGCUCGGGCGCAUGGGCAAGUCGUUCACGCUGGUACUGCCGGAGUCGACGACACUUUUCGCUCAGUACGACCUCAAUGCCCUGCUCACCACGAGGGGCUUGUACCCGAUCCAGCGAACACACCUGACCAGCGACCUCAGGCACGCCAGCUGCCCAGCGCCCUUCAAGGGGGCGUACUUUGGAAUCGAGCACAUCCUCAACCGAACCCGGUUGGCGCUGGGCAGGGGCCACCGACGCCAGGGCCUGUCACGCAUCUUCUUCAGCGUCAGCCUGCUCGGGGCCCACUUCCUGCUGGACAGGGAGCCCGCGCUCAACGAGAGCGUCGCCUUCGCGCGGGCCAAGUUCCAGGGAUUCAUGCCCUACUCUCAGGUAUGCCAGCUGCUGAUGUCGGGCGGGUGGAACGCGCGCGCCAACGUGGAGACCGACUGUACCGAGGCCACCCGAGGACCACAGUGGGUGUCCGCCUUCGCGCCUUUCUCCGGAAACUGGAUCCUCGGCCUCAAAGGCGCGAUUCGCGGGCUCGCGGUCUUCGACGUCGACGGAGACGACCGGGACGGAUACUGCGGUGAAAAGCACGUCCUGCUCAAGAGGCUCAAGGACCUGCUGUCCUGAAGGCGCCCGCGGUUUGACGUCGUCCUGCUCCGCGAAGACGUCGUCGUCGUUUAAAUUAUGCAGGACACGACGGCAGCGACCGCACUGUGCCUCGGGCAGCCUCCGAGUUUUGCCACGAAUGCAAACCGCCUGCUGUAUUCGUCACGUAUCAGCUGCCUUUCACUUACACAGUUCAUUUUUUAUUAUUAUUUUUCCGUUCCACAUGCGUUACACUUUGACAAUGUUGUGGCACAUUGCUUGCUGCGGACCGAGUCGUUCGUUGCGAGGAUGAUAUAUGGCUUUGCCGUGACGUACGUGUAGCUCAAGAUGAGUGUGCAAUUGUUUCAAAUAAAGGUGCGUCAAUCUCA
Dermacentor albipictus is the source of this 1827-nucleotide messenger RNA. RefSeq lists its product as uncharacterized. The record is from RefSeq and is a predicted model, not a curated record. NCBI's taxonomy places the organism in Eukaryota, Metazoa, Arthropoda, Arachnida, Ixodida, Ixodidae.